CUCUUCUAAAGGACGUGUUCACAAGGUCUCAAGUGGGAAGAACGGACGGCCCCAAUAACUUGAACCUCUUACACGUUUACCCAAUCAAGGAAUGGACGUAGCGCCGAUCUACUUGCAGGUGAUCAGGAACGUCAUCGAAGGAGCGGAUUUUAGCACAGAACAAUUCGAGGAAGCUUCAUUAACUAAAUUAGCUAAGCUCUGGGAACAAAAAGUACUUGAGUCCGGUUCUCUUCGCAGCUUCGACUCGGAGAUUAAGACGGAGAGCCGCAAACGCGCCGUCUUUGACUCGCACGUCGCAACAAGCUCGGUCGAAGACACAGCAAAGACCGUUGAAGGAACAAAGGGAGCGGUCCGAAGCGAUGAAAUCCUCAGCUCGGACACGGAUGAUGCAGAAGAAGGAAGUGACUAUGACGAUGACUCAAAAUGCUUGAACUUGAUUCUAGCACAGUUUGAGAAGGUUGCGCGCGCGAAGAGUAAGUGGAAAUGUGUGCUGAAAGAGGGGGUCAUGACCCUCGAGAAUAGAGACAUUUUAUUCGGAAGAGGAAACGGAGAGUUCCGUUGGUGAAGAACUCCCAACAAAUUUAGGUACGAAGGUACCAUAUGUUUGUUCAAGUAGUCUAUGAAGUCCUAAGGACGCGAGACCUCAAUUGCAGCUUGAAGCAGAUUUAACACGCGUCGCGUGUUAAGAUCGAGCUUUCGUUUGGUUUUUCGUGCUCGAAAUAUCGUCAUGAAUGUUGCAUGUGUUGUUUGAAUGGUCUCGUCAACUUAGCUUUUGUGGUAGUUGAUUCAAACUUGGUACAAAAUAGCUUGACAUC
Molecule: messenger RNA, 815 nt
Organism: Micromonas commoda
Lineage: Eukaryota; Viridiplantae; Chlorophyta; Mamiellophyceae; Mamiellales; Mamiellaceae
Gene: TF2A1
Product: transcription factor IIA, alpha/beta subunit
Exons: 6
Coding region: 92-565 (157 amino acids)
Biological process (GO): transcription by RNA polymerase II; transcription initiation at RNA polymerase II promoter
Cellular component (GO): transcription factor TFIIA complex
Source: RefSeq, a predicted model, not a curated record